GCUCCCGUCGUCCACUUGUCGGUCGCCCGUCAACUGGAUACCACAGAUCACUCCGCGGGCGAUGAAUGGCCCCAUUUUCCCUCUAGGUAGCGCCAGGCUGGCCACUGCAGUGGGCCAGAUUGACCGUCUUCAAUAUUGAGCUGCCCUUCGUUCGUUGAUCGAUUCAACCACUUCUGUUCUGAAUACCGCUGCAACUGUGGAUACGUGGCUGUUGGACUUCCAACAAGAUCAGGCAAAUAACUAAAUACUUAGCGAUCCGACGUCGGCCUGCGUCAAGGUUGCUCGAUACUUACUGCUAACUGAAGCAACUAUGGGGAUCCAGAAGCAGCCACUGCUAGCCAUGGAUUCGACAUGAGCACAGUCGAGGGGUUCUCGUCCAUAGCGCAGUGCUUUGCGUCUGAUAUGGACAACGAAACUCUCAUCUUCAGGAAGUUCGACGAGCUUGGCAUACACAAUCUGCUAUACUUACAAUGCGAGAUGAUGGAGCUUGAAGCCCGGCUCAAAGACCUUGAUCGAGACGCCGCUAAGGAUCCGUCGCUGUCGGGCGUGUUCCGGUGGUGGGAGGCGCUCGUGAAGGAGGUAGCGAGGGGCAAGGAUUGUCGUCCGGAAGUAAAGCAGAGAAUGGACCUAAUUCACGAUUUACGGAGAGUGACGAAAAAAGAGUAUCAUGAAGCACUGGUGCUACAGAGUCAGGUAGCGAGCCUUAGACGCCCAGAGAAAAGGGUUCUAGAUGUUUGCCGAUAUAUGAUGACGCAUCACUUCGGCGACGGGAGCGUCUUCAACAAACUUGAUGGAAAAGCGGCCGGCUUCCUCGAUGACGAAAAGGACUUAGUGACCCUAAAACCUGCGGCGGAGACGGAUGCUCUCUCGCAGUUCCUGAGACAGCAUUGGGUGCAGAGUGUACCUAAAGCAGCCGAAAGUUUCCCGUCGGUUGGACGCUUCGAAGAGCGUAUUAUUGCCAAGGCCGUCAAUGCCACCACCAUUCUUGUCGCAGCAGUGUUCCUAAUCGGCUCCAUGAUUGGCUUUUAUUUCGUAAAGCACGAAGUGACAAAGUUAGUCAUGAUAGCUGUUUUCACUAUCGCCUUCGCAACCAGCAUCGGCCUGAUCACGACGGCCCGACGGGUUGAGAUCUUUGCAUCAACAGCAGCGUACGCGGCGGUGCUCGUGGUGUUUGUGAGCAGUGACUUAGCAAGGUCGGCGAGUUCAACGUGUGAGGCGUGCAUACGACCUACUGGUCCGGUGGGUUGAAGGUGAAUUAGGAACUACUCGCCCCGACAACUCAGCGGCAAAUCUACGUCUGGAAGAUUAAGAGGAGACGCCGGCUCCAAUGUGCCAAGGCCUAAGCGGCUGCAUGAUAGCUGACGAGGAGCCAAGAGCCAUUCCACAGGGGGAAGAUUCCAACCCGUACUCCAGUUGUGGGAUCUGGUCAUCCACUGAGCAUCGGGACUCGACCAAUGGCAAAUUCCUCGCUCAACGACCGCCGCGCCAGCCUUAGUACUUCAUGGAGGGAAGGCGAUUUGAUCGAAUGGGCUGGCACGGCGCUCUGAAGUUUGGGGAUAAAGGUUCAUACCUUCGAGCCUCUGAUGGACGGGGACGCCAAGUUGAAAAGCAGGACUGGGACGGCUAUUAUGCAGCCUUAAUGGACGGGUAAACGGUUCCGUGCAAGUCUCGCACAACCGCCUUUAAGAUACUUGUUCAGAGCUGUAGCAACACAGUCCAGGAGAUCGUGCCAGUGGUCUUACCUAUC
Messenger RNA from Canariomyces notabilis, 1747 nucleotides. RefSeq lists its product as uncharacterized. The transcript has 4 exons. The coding region runs from base 352 to 1248 and encodes 298 amino acids. NCBI's taxonomy places the organism in Eukaryota, Fungi, Ascomycota, Sordariomycetes, Sordariales, Chaetomiaceae. The record is from RefSeq and is a predicted model, not a curated record.